AAGGUCUAUCAUUUUGUUUACUGUCAGUACCAAUUACCUAGGUGAUAUAUAAAACUAUCCUGAUAAGAUACCGUACUGCGUAACUUUGUAAUGGAAUCGAUAAUAUCAUCAAUUACGUGUUUGGCACCGGCAAACAUAGGUACCGUAGGGUAUAAUAUCCAAUUUCUUUACCCUCCUUAGUAGUCUGCAGAACUGGUAAAUUUCUAUUGUUCAGUGAUGCUGAUGACUGAUGAACUUAAAGAAAUAGGUCAUUUCCUUUAAAAUUUUAUUGUCCUACAAACGGAAAAAAAUACGGCAUUGUCAAAAUGACAGUCUAAUAACCUCCUAAGUUGUAAUUAACGAAAAAAGAACGGAAAAAAAACCCAUAGGUACUUGCCUUGUAUUAAUGAAUGAUGGCACCUGAUGGCACUAUCAACAAAAUAAAACAUGACUAGCGAAAUAAACAAAUCGUCACAUUCUUUCAAUAACUUGAGGCUGUCCAGACAAGUGAAAAGAUCACCAACGGACAAACCUAAAACACUGGUGGCAUUGCCUGAUGAUAUUCCAGAGUCUACAUGGGUCGACAUUCUAAAUAGUGAGGAGACAGAGCUGAUGAUGCUCGGUAUAAGAGAAGACAUUAUAGACCAGGCGAUGGACGUGUGCUACGAGAGGUAUAUGGAGCAACAGAAGUUCGCGUUCACAGCGCACUGCGCCGCGGAGGCUUGGCUGCAGAUCAUAGAUUGGUACUACUUUCGUCACGACCCAGGAGAAGAGUCGUCGGCUUAUCCCCCCGCAGACAUCCCCAAUCGGGAGCUGUCCUGGAUCCCGGACGAUAUCCCUGAACCCUCGCCUAAAGACACCUGGUGCAGGCACGACCUGGAGGUCGGAGAAGCGCAGGAGGAGGCUUGUUACUGCUCCUGCUCCUCGUCGGAUAUGGUUGUAGGGAUACAGAAGGACGAGGAAGGAAGGAUCGGUGAGACCAAGGAGGAUGAGGAAUCUUGUGCAUGUGAUAGCAACAUAGCUGAAAGUAGCCCAUGUGAAUGCAGCUUAGAAAAGUCGAAGGAUGGUGAAGCAGAAGCCAGCUCGUCCAACAGCAACUAUCCCAACACAAGCGUUAGGAAAAUGGAUUCUUCACCUCACGGGCCGGUGAGCUCGGAGUGUGGCGGUGGAGACUCCAGCAGCGGCACCAAGCCUACGAGGACGAAGAACAUCUUCAGUCGAAGUACUUUGGGACGAUCGAAACAAACUCUACCACCCAUUUCAGCUGUGCGACCGACUCAGAUAAGUUCGAAAACGCGACGAAAGUAGAUUUGUAAGAUGAAGAAAGGAAAAAACUCCUGAAAUUUCUUCAGAGGUUCGGGACAUUUCACAGCACUGAAAUUAUAACUGCUCUUAUAUAAUUAUAAAAUGAGUUGUAAGAUUCGAAUCAAAUGUUGAUGUGAAAGGAAAGGAAAUUUUCAGUGCAAAUUGCAAUAUAUCAUUAGUCCAGUUUUUGGGAUAUU
This is a messenger RNA of Aricia agestis (brown argus), 1481 nucleotides long. RefSeq lists its product as uncharacterized. The transcript has 7 exons. The record is from RefSeq and is a predicted model, not a curated record. Bases 427 to 1287 code for a protein of 286 amino acids. NCBI's taxonomy places the organism in Eukaryota, Metazoa, Arthropoda, Insecta, Lepidoptera, Lycaenidae.